Messenger RNA from Hordeum vulgare subsp. vulgare (domesticated barley), 3050 nucleotides. Its product is annotated as inactive protein kinase SELMODRAFT_444075-like. The record is from RefSeq and is a predicted model, not a curated record. Lineage: Eukaryota; Viridiplantae; Streptophyta; Magnoliopsida; Poales; Poaceae. Gene Ontology annotation, molecular function: protein kinase activity; ATP binding. Gene Ontology annotation, biological process: protein phosphorylation. The transcript is spliced from 9 exons. Bases 99 to 2870 code for a protein of 923 amino acids.
AAGACACCACAAAAAGAAGACCAUCUCAAACCUCACUCUCUCCCCCACUUCCAAAAUCCAAAUUCCAACAGCGCGCUGCCAAAACAGAAGCUCGGACGAUGGCGAGCGCCGGCGAGGCGACGCGCGCGGCGGUGGUGGUGGCGGCGCGGGCCGCGCCCAGGGAGGUGCCCCGGGCAGCGGCCGCGUGGGCGCUGGCGCACGUCGCGCGGCCCGGCGACGCCGUGCUCAUCCUCGUCCUCAUGCCGCCGCCGCCGACGACGACGACCGCAGCCUCCGGUAAAGGAAGGCUGUGGAGCUUUCCCUUCUUCGCGGGGGGCUGCGCCAGCGCCCACGCCGCCGCGCCGGCCCAGCGCUCCGACGUCUCCGACCUCUGCGCCCAGAUGACGCUCACCCUCCGCGACCUCUACGACCCCGCCAAGGUGGACCUGAGGGUGCGGAUCGUCGCCGGCGCGGGCCCCGGUUCCGUCGCCGCCGAGGCGAAGCGGGCGCGGGCUAGCUGGGUGGUGCUGGACAGGGAUCUCAAGGUCGAGGAGACGCGCUGCAUGGAGGAGCUCCGGUGCAACAUCGUCGCCGUCAGGCGCUCCCGGCCCAAGGUGCUCCGGCUCAACCUCGCCUGCUCCACGGAGGAGACACGGCCGGAGCCGGCAGCUCCCCCGCCGCAGCCCCAGCCCGAGCCGAGUGCUGAAGAGACGGUCUCGGUCAGGGGACACGCCGUGACGACGCCGAGCUGCAGCCCGGACUCAGAGACGCCGUCUGGCAGCAGCACCGACGGCGCCGUAGCCUCCUCCUCCUCCGUGUCCAGCUCUGAUCCCGGCGCUUCCCCGUUGUGUGCUUCACCUUCAGAAGAAGCCGGCACCUGCAUCUCUCUGAAGAAGAAACAAGAAACAGAGGAUGGGGGAGCGUCCUCCGUGCCAAAUUCAGACCCAGGCACCUCUCCACUUUCUGCUUCAGAAGAAUCAGACGUGUCUCUGAUGAUGAAGAAGAAAGAAGAAGAAGAAUCCAAGGAUUUGGAAACAUCUUCUGUGCCAAACUCAACAGACCCUUCCAAUUCUCCAUUGUGUGCUUCAGAAACAGAUACAAGCUCUCUGAAGAAAGAUUCUCCAUUGUGUGCUUCAGAAACAGAUACAAGCUCUCUGAAGAAAGAAGACACCAGGAAUGCCGAUGCAGCCUCUGUGUCAAGCUUAACAGACCCUGCAACCUCUCCAUUGUUCGCUUCAGAAACAGAUGGCAGCUCACCGGACACCGAAACGUUCGACGAUUCCACCGGAGCAUCCUCCGCCGCAAGCUCACGCCUUGGCACUACCACUACAGUUUGUGCUUCAGAAACAGAUAGUAGCCCUCUGAAUGGAGAAGCAGCCAGUCUUAAUCCCCAGCAUGAAGAAACUGCCAAUGUAAUAUCUGACCCUGACAGUGAAGCUUCAGCUCCAACUCCUCAGACAGCAGCAUCGGCAGCAGCCUCGCCGUCACUCCAGCCAUGGAUGGCCGACAUCCUGCAGAGGCCCGGUGCAUCCCCCAGACCAACACCAACCCGUCGAAGAACCCCGACGGCCGACGCGCUGCUGGAGAAGAUCGCCAAGCUGGACCUACUGACCGAGAUCAGUGCAGUGAGGAGCAGGUCAGACCUCAACUUCAGAGGAAAUGUAAGAGACGUCGUAUCCCUCUCCCGGACCCCUGCGCCGGGACCGCCGCCGCUCUGCUCGGUGUGCCAACACAAGACGCCGGUGUUCGGGAAGCCGCCGCGGUGGUUCAGCUACGCCGAGCUGGAGCAUGCCACCGGUGGCUUCUCCAGAGCAAAUUUCUUGGCUGAAGGUGGGUUUGGGUCUGUUCAUAGAGGGGUGCUGCCUGACGGCCAGGCCAUUGCUGUCAAGCAGCACAGGCUUGCCAGUAGCUCGCAGGGCGACGUCGAGUUCUGCUCCGAGGUGGAGGUGCUCAGCUGCGCGCAGCACCGGAACGUCGUCAUGCUCAUCGGGUUCUGCGUCGAGGGCAAGAGAAGGUUGCUGGUCUACGAGUACAUCUGCAACAGAUCACUGGACACUCAUCUGUAUGGCCGUCACAAGGAGACAUUGGGGUGGGCUGCCCGGCAGAAGAUCGCGGUCGGCGCCGCCAGGGGGCUGCGGUACCUCCAUGAAGAAUGCAGGGUUGGCUGCAUUAUCCACCGCGACAUGAGACCGAAUAACAUCCUCGUCACGCAUGAUUUCGAGCCACUGGUCGGCGAUUUCGGCCUGGCCAGAUGGCAACCUGACGGUGACAUGGGUGUCGAAACAAGAGUCAUCGGCACAUUCGGUUAUCUGGCGCCUGAAUAUGCGCAGAGCGGGCAAAUUACCGAGAAGGCCGAUGUCUACUCAUUUGGGGUUGUUCUUGUGGAACUUGUCACUGGACGCAAGGCCGUCGACAUUAACAGACCCAAGGGCCAGCAGUUCCUGACUGAAUGGGCCCGGCCAUUGCUGGAGGAGCACGCGAUCCACGAGCUCAUCGACCCGCGCCUCGAGGACCGCUUCUGCGAGAACGAGGUCUACUGCAUGCUCCAUGCAGCAAACCUCUGCAUAAGGCGCGACCCGCAUUCGAGGCCGCGAAUGUCCCAUGUUCUCCGCAUCCUGGAGGGCGACAUGGUGGUGGAGUCCGGUGGCUGCAUUUCCGCCCCGAGCAGCGAUGCCGGGAGCAUGAGCCGCCGCAUGCUCAGCGACCGGCUGCAUUACCAGGAGCAGGGCAGCCCGAUCCGGCCCGAUUCGCAGCAGCGUGUCGGCGGCGGGGUGAACCGCUCCCUUGAGACCACCCUGAGGAGCGCCUGGGAUGCUGAUGUGCAGGGCCUGUCUAACAGGUUCUGGUACCCUUCAGCAGCUGCAGACAGCAGCAGCCAACAGCCAAGAUGAUGAAAUGUGACCCAGCUCUUUGCAUCUGUGUGACUGGUACUCUGUUUAUAGCACUGGAAUAGAUGGUAUAGCAUAGCAAUAGGGGUUUACAUUAUGAUGAUGAGCCAUUGUUUAGCUCUUGUUUGUGAGCAUGAACUGAUACAAGUGUGGUGACAUACAAGCAGUUGUUUCACAGUUUCA